AUGUCUUCCACUACCGUCCCCACCAACGACCAGAUCAUGGUCCCUGAGACCCUUCUCAAGAAGCGCAAGUCUCAGGAGAAGGCCCGCGCGGAGCGCACCGCCGCCCAGGAGAAGAAGAAGGCCGGCUCCAAGGAGAAGCGCCAAGUCAUCUUCCAGCGUGCUGAGAAGUAUGUUAAGGAGUAUCGCGAUGCGGAGCGUGAGAAGAUCCGCCUUUCCCGCGCUGCCCGCACGGAUGACUCUGCCUACGUCCCUGCUGAGGCCCGCCUGAUCUUCGUGGUCCGCAUCAAGGGUAUCAACAAGAUUGCCCCCAAGCCCCGCAAGAUCCUCCAGCUCCUGCGUCUCCUUCAGAUCAACAACGGUGUCUUCAUCAAGGUCACCAAGGCCACCACAGAGAUGCUCAAGGUUGUCGAGCCCUGGAUCGCCUACGGCUACCCCAACCUCAAGUCCGUGAAGGAGCUCAUCUACAAGCGCGGCUACGGAAAGGUCAACAAGCAGCGCGUCGCCCUGACCGACAACGCCAUCAUCGAGGAGAACCUCGGCCAGUACGGCAUUGUCUGCAUGGAGGAUCUCAUCCACGAGAUCUACACCGUCGGCCCCAACUUCAAGCAGGCCUCCAACUUCCUCUGGCCCUUCAAGCUCAGCAACCCCAACGGUGGCUUCCGUCCCCGCAAGUUCAAGCACUUCAUCGAGGGUGGUGACCUUGGCAACCGCGAGGAGGCCAUCAACCGUCUCAUCCGCCAGAUGAACUAG
Emericellopsis cladophorae is the source of this 750-nucleotide messenger RNA. RefSeq names its product large subunit ribosomal protein L7e. The record is from RefSeq and is a predicted model, not a curated record. Bases 1 to 750 code for a protein of 249 amino acids. Gene Ontology annotation, cellular component: cytosolic large ribosomal subunit. The transcript has 3 exons. Gene Ontology annotation, biological process: maturation of LSU-rRNA from tricistronic rRNA transcript (SSU-rRNA, 5.8S rRNA, LSU-rRNA). NCBI's taxonomy places the organism in Eukaryota, Fungi, Ascomycota, Sordariomycetes, Hypocreales, Bionectriaceae. Gene Ontology annotation, molecular function: RNA binding; structural constituent of ribosome.